AUGGCUUGUUCGGGCGAGUGCGAAGGUUCUGAGGUGGAACUUAACUUGAAACAUUCUUUCAAGGUUUUGAAAGCGGAACCCGGCUUUGAAGAAGCCGGGACCGCUAUGGGGACGGAGACAAGGACGAAGAGAGAAACCCGGGUUUUUUACUGCAAAUUCUGCAGUAGAAAAUUCUCAAAUCUGCAGGCUUUGGGAGGACAUCAAAACGCCCAUAAACGAGAAAGAGACAUUGCCAAAAGAGAGAAAGCCGUCGCCGCUGCCGCCGCCGCAAUGAGCUUCAGAACCACCACCGCCGCCGCCGCCGCCGCAACUACUACGGGCGCGUUCGAUUCCAUUGGAUCUUUUUACCAUCCGUAUUAUUCGGCAAUGGCGAUUCACGCUCUGCGAAACAAAGCCCUAGGGUUUCCGAUUCGGCCGCCGAUUCGUAAACCGACUCGGCCCCAAGCCGUCGCCCAUGGAUGCCGGUGGUGGCCUAGAGAACAAUACAUGGCGGCGGCGCAGCAGUUACAUUUUGGAGGUUUAUGGCAAGCCGCCAACAAUGGCGGAAGAGAGAAUUUGGCGACAACUGAAUUGGAAUCCAUAGCCAUGGCGAGUAGAAACGCCACUUCUUCUUCUUCACAGAUUUUUGGAGCCGAUCAGUACAAUAUCCACGGCCUUGAUUUGACCCUCAAACUUUAA
This is a messenger RNA of Cucurbita moschata (crookneck pumpkin), 678 nucleotides long. RefSeq names its product zinc finger protein 1-like. The transcript has a single exon. Gene Ontology annotation, biological process: negative regulation of abscisic acid-activated signaling pathway. NCBI's taxonomy places the organism in Eukaryota, Viridiplantae, Streptophyta, Magnoliopsida, Cucurbitales, Cucurbitaceae. The coding region runs from base 1 to 678 and encodes 225 amino acids. The record is from RefSeq and is a predicted model, not a curated record.